Molecule: messenger RNA, 1215 nt
Organism: Fulvia fulva
Lineage: Eukaryota; Fungi; Ascomycota; Dothideomycetes; Mycosphaerellales; Mycosphaerellaceae
Exons: 1
Coding region: 1-1215 (404 amino acids)
Source: RefSeq, a predicted model, not a curated record
AUGCCUCCAACUAAGCGAAAAGUUGACGAUGCAAUCCAUGUACCUCGCAAGUCCUCUCGCCCUUCGAUCACGCCUGAUCGCUAUGGACAAUCUUCAAGAGCAGACCUUCAAGAGAAAUUGCAGUACGAUCAACAGUCUUCUAUGACCAUACCAUCGUUGUCGGUCGAUAGCAUCGAGGCGAUAUUCGAAGAAUACGAUCGCUUGGUGUCGUUCAUGCCGUUGCAACGCUCGGGCAGCGACAAGGAAGUGCUUAGACGGCAUAAGGAGAUUGAGAAGGCCACAGCUGCAAUCUUCGACAUCCAUCAGCGUGCCCAGGAGAAGAUCACAGCUCUGUGUCAGCAAAUCAAUUGGCAUACGAUGUGGCAACAUCCUGGCUGGAAAGAUCCCAAGUGGUACUGGAACGGCAACAUCUUUGACCUCGAUGGCGAGCAGAUAUGUGCUACAUUUGAGGAGCACCCUAUACAAGACACUUCGGACUUUCGCCGGUAUCUGGCUCGAGUCAUGAACGGAAACCUCCCCAAAGGAGAUACAGGCAGUUACUGCGAAUACGAUGAGAAAAUCACUGCUAUCAUGACUUCCGUAGGAAGGUCCCAUGACCCCCGUGCCAGCUUCAAUACAUUCCAGCUUUCCAACACCAUUCUGGAAGGAGUAACGUGUACGAAGUAUAAGGGCGAGAAUGUGCUGCCAACCAUCAUGCGUCGCAUCAAUGAAAGCGAAAGUCUCAGGGAGGGGAUGAUUACGAGGAUCAGAACCUGCUUACGCAACGCGGGAGGGGAGUAUCUUGACUGCGCUGCAGCUCGACGGAGCAUUUGGAGGUCUUAUGCAUCUGCCUUAUCCCAGGAUGAAGAUGUGCACGCUUACCACGACUGCGUACAUGGCUACCUGUUGCGCAUCCUUGAGCAACUCCAACUCAAGGCUAAAGAAGGAAUUCGAAGAAACACAUAUCUCGCGGUAGGAACCAAGCUGCCUACGGAGCUAGCAGACUUGGUCCUCAAUGCUGCUCUUUUGGCCGAAGAAGUCCCACUCGGUACCAGCAUCGCUGAGGAAGUCGAAGUCGUGUAUCAACCUGCCGAGCACUGGGAUAAGGAAGUGCUUAGAAGGAAGAAGGUGCUCGAGAAGUACUCGUGUGUUUUCGUGCAGUACGAUCGAAGUGACGACCCAACUCGAUAUGGUGGUAUGUUUCGUGCGACUGGCUUCGCGCGUCGCCCGAAGUAG